AUGGAUUCCGCCGCCGCGCGGCCCGACGAGGAGGAGGCACGCCGCCGCCGGAGCACCGACUGCAUCUACUUCCUCGCCUCCCCGUUGACCUGCAAAAAGGGAAGUGAAUGCGAGUACCGUCACAGCGAUGCUGCCAGGAUGAAUCCCAGGGACUGCUGGUAUUGGUUCCAUGGCAACUGCGCCAAUCCUAAAUGCUCCUUCAGGCACCCGCCAUUAGACAACCUGGCCGGAGCACCAACAACUCCACGUCCAGCUCAACAGUCUGUACCCCAAGCUUCAGCUUCUGUUCCAGCUCAACCCCAUGGAUCUGUUCCUGCCAUUGCCAAGCAGGGUGUUCCAUGUUAUUACUUUCAGAAGGGCAUGUGCACAAAAGGGGACAGGUGUACCUUCCUGCAUGCGCCCCAGUCUGCAGGAAACCCUGCUCCACAGCCGCCGGCCAAGGUCUUCACCCCUGCCUUGCAGCCUAAUCUUCAUCCUCCGUUGAAGAACUCCUGGACAAAACCCAACUCUUCGUCCCAACAGAGCACGCCUGCGGUAGGCGUAGUUGACAAGCCAAAGGCCAGCGCUCAUGAUGGUAAACUGCUUCAUCACAAGCAAAGUCUGACGACGAGUAGGGCUGAUCAUCCAUCAAGAGUUUAUCAGAAUCACAGUAAUUCUUAUGCACAGCCUGGUGCACCAAAGCGUUACCAGCCUCAGCCUUCAGUCCAGGAUGGCUUAACUGACAACGGUACGGAGGCGGGUGAAUUUGUGAGAGAACCAUCCGCUGGUUCUGGCGUGAUUGUCGGUGCUGCUGACGACGACGCUCAACAGUCAUUCAAGGGAAACCAUACCGCUUACAACCAUCGUGCUAAUGGUACUGGAGGGAUGACGAGGCAAACACAUGGUGGAUAUGAAUCAGAAAGGCCAUACAGAAAUUCGGCAGAGAGGUCUUCAUCAGAGAAAAGGAUUUCCCAGAGAGAACAUAUGCCCGCUGUGGCUGCCGGUAGUUCGGAUCUGCGCCAUAGGCUACUGAAACAAAGAAAGCUCAAUAAUAAUUCAGGAUCAACUGAAGCCCCUGGUAGGCAUGACACUCAUCUUGAGGAUGAGCGCCAUGACCAACAUCGUCGGCGAGGUGAACAGCAGGAUGGCCUCUCAAGGUCUCGACUGCGUGAUAGAAUAAGGCUACCUGGGGAGACAUCGUUUGACAGGCUUGGGUCACGUUCAGAGGAGUGGGAUAGAGGUUCUAGAGCCAGAUUGUCACCACCAAAACCCUCAGACCUUCGAGGGAGGCUUCAUGAAAGGCUAAAGGCUAGAUCAGCUGAGGAGAUACCGGGUAACAGUGCAAAAGAUAGAUCAGCUGAGGAGAUACCGGGUAACAGUGCAAAAGAUUUGGCGGUGAAGGAAAAUAGCAGUGAGGAUACUGAAUCACUGAACUUUGCUGGUCCAAAGAGCCUUGCAGAGUUGAAGGCAAAGAAAGGUGUUGGCAGGUCAGGAGAAGAUGCCAUCGUCAAGGGCUUAGGCUCUUCUCGUGUGACUUCAGAAAUAGUUUCGAGCAGGGAAGCUGCUCCUUUUGAAGGUCCAAAGCCCCUGAGUGCCAUACUGAAGAGAAAAAGAGAGGCGGCUUCUGAAAUCUCCACUGCCCAGCCUGGCAUCAUACAGGAAGCAGAUAACUACACUGCAGGAGCGGAAGAAGAAUUCCAAACUGUGGCAAAUGACACGGUUGGGGAGAACAUGGAGGGCAUUGGAGAAGAAGAGGAGGAAGAGGAAGCCUUCCAUCCUGAAGAUGAUGUGGCGUACGACGACAAUGCCGAUGAAGCUGCAGCGGCCCAAGAGCUGGACGAGUAUCAAGAUGCAGAGGCGGCAGCAGAAGACAACGCCGAUGAAGCUGCAGUGGCCCAAGAGCUGGACGAGUAUCAAGACGCAGGGGCAGCAGCAGAAGACUAUGACGAUGAAGCUGGAGCUGCCCAAGAGCUGGAGGAGCAUCAAGACGGAGAGGCAGCAGCGGAAGACUAUGACUAUGAGGCGGCGGACAUCAACGCUGAGGAGGAUAAUGACUACCAGGAGUGCCAAGACGACGACGAUCUAGAGGAUGAGGACGAUGACUUCGCGCGAAAAGUGAGCGUGAUGAUCUCCUGA
Molecule: messenger RNA, 2115 nt
Organism: Miscanthus lutarioriparius
Lineage: Eukaryota; Viridiplantae; Streptophyta; Magnoliopsida; Poales; Poaceae
Source: the annotation of a GenBank genome assembly